UUUUGUGAUCUUAUUCGAUUCCAUAUUUGUUAUAUCUGUGCAUGGCCAAAGUUCACCAACGAGAAUGUAAAGCUUUUUACUUACAAUUCAUUGAGAUCAGCGACAUCAGAUUUCCAUCCAUCAAAGCAGAAUCGGUGCGGUGGUUUCGGAGUUGUCUACAGGGGAGUUUUGAGGGAUGGUACUCAAGUAGCCAUCAAGAAACUGUCUGCAGAGUCUAAGCAAGGAUCUAAUGAAUUUGAUAGAGAUCGAUAUGAUAUCAAACAUCGACACACCAACCUUGUUGAACUAAUCGGUUGUUGUGUUGAAGAUGACCAUCAGGCCUUGGUCUACGAAUAUCCGGAGAAUAAUGACCUUGCCGGUGUUUUACUGGGUUCAAGAAGUAAACAUAUUGCUUUGGAUUGGCCAACAAGAGUCGCUAUUUGCUUAGGUACGACCUGCUGUUGCAUUUCUUCACUAUGAAGUUGUACAUCGCAUAUCGUCCACGUGGAUAUUAAAGCUAGUAAUACUCUGGAUGGAAAUUUUCAUCCUAAAAUUGGGGAUUUCGGGCUAGCUAAGCUUUUCCCGGACAAUGUCACUCAUGUCGAUUUUCGAGUAGCGGAGUCCAAUGGAUAUUUGGCACUAGAGUAUGCGCUUUUAGGACAACUAACCAAGAGCGAUGUGUAUGACUUUGGGGUGCCGCUUGAAAUAAUAAGUGGUAAAAGUAGUAGUAAGACAUUUGGAGUGGAAUUCAUGCUUCUGCUUGAAUGGACAUGGAAACUGAAAGAAGAAGACAGGCUUCUAGACAUUGUUGAUCUAGAAUUGAGUCAAUAUCAAGAAGAAGAGGUUCUGCGGUUCAUCAAGGCAGUAACAGGUGGUGUCUUUUUGAAGCUACCCUUUACAACAAUAUUUGAGUAUUUUCAGGGAGAUGAAUUGAAGGAAAGGAAAGUUACGGGGUUGGUUGGUGUCCAAGAAAAUGGGAAAGGGGAAUUGGCUUUGUCUUUGGGGAACAAGAACAAGUACAAGAGACUGGAUUUUGAGCUAUCUGAUGAAUUUGAUGAUGAGACUUCAAAUCAUUAUAAUGAACUAGUGAGGAAGAAAAGUAUCGGGAAAUAUAUUCUUGCUUGUGCUACUUUUGCAUCACUCAACAAUGUUCUUCUUGGCUGUGGGUUCUCAACCCUAGCCUUCAUGACGCUGUCGUCGACUGCUAUGGAACCACCGCGAACGGUGCUCGACUCCAGUGCUCGAAAUCAGGUAUUCGUGGAGAGAAACGUGUGCGUGGAGGAGCUGGUCUCGAAAUGUGCGGUGGCUGGAGGCUUUGCUGGAGGUGGGGGCUACGGCGUUACCUACUGCUAG
This is a messenger RNA of Gossypium raimondii (Peruvian cotton), 1332 nucleotides long. Its product is annotated as cold-responsive protein kinase 1. Gene Ontology annotation, biological process: protein phosphorylation. Gene Ontology annotation, molecular function: ATP binding; protein kinase activity. NCBI's taxonomy places the organism in Eukaryota, Viridiplantae, Streptophyta, Magnoliopsida, Malvales, Malvaceae. The record is from RefSeq and is a predicted model, not a curated record.